UGAGAACUCAAACAAAUCCGAUAUUCUUCUGAAUAACCCGACGUUUAAACAAUGUCAUCAUACAAAGACAGUAUUUUGGAUGCAAAAGUAAUUAAUCUACACAAAGUAGUCGAAAAUGGGCGUCAGCGGUUCAUUUGUUUUACAAAAAUGGGAACUUAUUGGUCUCUCAAUGUGACAGACGGUCUAGAUGUCUGGCGGCUUGAGAUGGAUGAAGAUGAAUUUGAAUCACAUAGAGAAUUGUCAGAGACUUCUUCAAAAGAGGCUUUUUUGUUAAAAAUAAGGAAGGGCUUUACAGAUGGAGAUCUUUCCGUGGCGAUGAUUGGAAACAAAAUUACCUUAACCAUUGGAAAGGGAGCAAGUGCACUGACUUUUGACCUUUAUGAGUGUAAGGCAGCUGAGAAGAAAAUAGAACUACAAGAACUUUUGUUUAAGUUAGCAUUGUCCUCUUCAAAACUUGAAGAAGAGCUUGCAGUAGCAAACAAAACCAUAGAGACCUUGAAGUCCCAAACUUCUAAUACUGGUGCAGGAAAUUCCGCCCUAGAUAUAGGCUCCAAGAGAGAAUCCCAUACCAAACCCAAACCAAAAAAAGUCGGCAUGAGUGUAGUGAAUCCAACCAGCAAAAAGAGGAAGGCUGCCCAUGGUGUGGUUUUUGACUGAAUUGUGGUUGGAGCAAUGUUUCGAUUUUUCUUUUUCUUAUAAAGGCAGCCAUUAUUUUAAGGUUCAUCUCAAACUUCUUACAAAACAGUUCAUUUGUUGAAAUGAAGUUGAAGGUAUAAUUGCUUUGUUUAUGAACCAAUUACGUUGUCUCUAGAUUUUCAUUUUUAUAUUUACAUUAAUUUUAGCAUUGUAUAGACCCUUCAUUUCAACAUACAAAAAAAAUUUCUUUUUUACAA
Molecule: messenger RNA, 893 nt
Organism: Saccostrea echinata
Lineage: Eukaryota; Metazoa; Mollusca; Bivalvia; Ostreida; Ostreidae
Exons: 2
Coding region: 52-657 (201 amino acids)
Biological process (GO): double-strand break repair via nonhomologous end joining
Cellular component (GO): nucleus; site of double-strand break; nonhomologous end joining complex
Molecular function (GO): molecular adaptor activity
Source: RefSeq, a predicted model, not a curated record